Molecule: messenger RNA, 1245 nt
Organism: Penicillium lagena
Lineage: Eukaryota; Fungi; Ascomycota; Eurotiomycetes; Eurotiales; Aspergillaceae
Product: NAD(P)/FAD-dependent oxidoreductase
Exons: 1
Coding region: 1-1245 (414 amino acids)
Cellular component (GO): cytoplasm
Molecular function (GO): flavin adenine dinucleotide binding; electron-transferring-flavoprotein dehydrogenase activity
Source: RefSeq, a predicted model, not a curated record
AUGGUCUCGACAAAGAACAUCGUGAUUUUGGGAGGCUCCUACGGCGGUGUUUCUUCCGCUCACUACAUCUUGAAACAUGUGUUGCCUGCUCUUCCUACUACAACUCCAUUCCGGGUCAUUCUCAUCAGCACCUCUUCAGAGGUUCUUUGUCGCCCGGCCUGUCCUCGUGCCAUGAUAUCAGACGAGCUGCUUCCUCAAACAAAGCUGUUUGUGUCUAUUCCUGAUGCUUUUGCACAGUAUCCGGCAGAAUAUUUUUCCUUUGAGCACGGAACAGCAGUCAGGCUAGAUCAUACCGACCGGACCAUUUCCGUAAAGUCUUCUGAUGGCCGCACAGAGAAAAGGAUAGAUUUUUUUGCGCUCGUGAUUGCCACUGGUGCAUCAACGCCGUCACCUCUUUUUGGUCUCAGCCAUGACUCAGAAUUCCUCCGAAAAAAAUGGGCUGCGUUUCGUGAAGGAUUAGUGACAGCUAAGAGUAUUGUCAUUGCGGGUGGAGGUCCCGCCGGAGUCGAGACUGCCGGCGAACUAGGUGAGUACUUGAACGGUCAGGCAGGCUGGUUCAGCUACAAAAUGGAGAAUCCCAGAGUACACAUCACUCUUGUCACCUCGAGUUCGCAGAUUCUCCCUAUACUCCGGCCUAGCAUCGCUCAGAAGGCAGAAAGCUACCUUGCUUGCAUUGGUGUGACUGUCAUCAAAAACACCAAGGUCACUGAUGUGACUCCAGGGAACGCUGGGACGGCAAAUGCUCUGACGACAAACACAAUGGUGAUCCUUGCGGAUGGGAAAUCCAUUCAGGCUGAUGUUUACAUUCCUACGACGGGAACAACGCCAAACACAACAUUUAUCGAUGAGUCGCUGCUAGAUCCGGAAGGUCGCGUGCAUACCAACGCCUCAACUUUGCGAGUCGAGAAAGCUGGCCCACGCGUCUACGCAAUUGGCGAUGCAUCCUCGUAUGCACGACCCGCUAUACAUAAUAUCAUGAGCGCUAUACCAGUACUCUGUGCAAACAUCAAGCGGGAUAUACUGCUUGAUGUCAAAGUGGCGGAAACUUCCGUGGCAGUGGAUCGAAUUUUCCAGGAAGACAUGCGAGAGACGCAGUUGGUGCCAAUUGGCACGAGCAAAGGUGUGGGAGCGGCUAUGGGUUAUCAACUACCUAGCUUCCUAGUGUGGCUGAUCAAAGGUCGGGAUUAUUGGUUGUGGACGACAGGAAAGUUAUGGAAUGGAGACCAGUGGGCAAAAGAGGCUUGA